UCGCAUCGCCGCCCGCAUGCCAACCACGCGCCGCAUACGCACCCUGCGGUGGUUCCGUACGCGCCGCUCCCCCAACCCCGAAGAGCUCGAUGACGUCCGCCCGAGAACCCUACCGCGCCACGACAUGGAUCGCAGGCCCCGUGUCGCCAGAGUGCUCAGCUCACCAGCCCGCGCCCAGCAUCAGACGAGCCCGCCCAUCGAUGAGGAGUCUCUCGAACGCGCCUACCCUUCCAUGGGUCAUCUCGAGUACGUACUCGCUGGUUCCUCGCCCCCAGCAGAGAGUGCCCCCAAUAUGUACGACAGCUUCGAGGAACCACCACUCGAUCUAACUGCGCAUAUAUGCGAUGACUCGCUGCGCCAAAGCGCACACGAACAAAUGCGUGCGGUCGGUGGAAGAUUACGACUAUUAGACGAAUUAGAAACUGGGGUUAUAACUACUGAGACGGCAGCGGAUACUUUUGCAUCAGUGUCCGAAGCAGAGAGGAAUGUGUGCUUAUUUUGGACAGCAUUCCUCAAACUUGCUAACCUGUUGCCCCCUCUGGUGGACGCCGGCGCAGACCCGUUAUAUUAUGACGCGCUCGGGCUAUCGUCGUUACACGUCGCAGCAUUCAGCGGAUCAACGGAAUGUGCAAAUUACUUGCUAUCUCGCGGAGUUGACCCCAAUUAUAUGCCUAGAUGCUUCGUGCCUCUUCAUUGUGCCGCCUUCGGUAAUUCAGUGCAGGUGGCAAAUGUGUUAAUCAGCAGGGGUGCGUCAGUUCAUGCGGCAGUGAAAUAUGUUAACUGUGAAGGUGGUUUGCUUCACUGCGCUGUUAGAGCUAACUCUGUGGAAUGUCUAAAGUUGUUCAUAUCUCACGGUGUCGACGUAAAUUUGAUUGAACCGGGUGGUACCAACGCUAUUCACUUAGCGGCUGAUUUGGGCAUGAUUCAAUGUCUCACAAUACUUUUAGACACACCCGGUGCUGACCCAAACGUCAGAACUAGGGUAGGAGAUCGCGAAUCAACAGCAUUACAUCUAGCUGCCGAUGGAGGUUUUAUUGAUUGUGUUGAUUUAUUGUUAGCAAAAGGCGCCGAGGCUACUUUGAAAAACCAUAGAGGAUUUACUGCUUUGCAUUUAGCAGCUCGAUCAUCUAGCUUGGAAUGCGUAGAGUCUUUACUCCGAAAGGGACACGCUGAACCUAACGCUAAAGAUUUUGAUAUGAGAACACCCCUCCAUGCUGCUAUAGGUAAAUCAGAUAGUGCUUGUGAUAUUAUCGAAACCUUGAUAAGUUGGGGUGCUAAUGUAAAUCAGAAGGAUGAGUACGGCUUUACACCACUGCAUUUAGCUGCACUUGAUGGAUUAUCCGCUUGUGUAGAGACAUUAAUUUAUCACGGCGCUGAUGUAACGACAAGAUCUAAAAAGGGAAAUUCGGCACUCAAUGUAAUUGCACGAAAAACGCCUGCAUCUCUUGCAAUGAUAACUAGGAAAUUGGAUUGUGCAAUCACACUACAUCACUCCCAAACCAGCAACAGAGAAGUCGAACUCGAGCUUGAUUUCAGAAGCAUACUUCAACAUUGCUAUCCACGUGAAAUAAGUUAUCUGAAUACGUUCGUUGAUGAAGGUCAAAAAGAAGUUCUUCUUCAUCCGUUAUGUUCUGCGUUUUUAUAUAUAAAAUGGGAAAAAAUUCGCAAAUAUUAUGUUGCCCGACUAUUUCUUAGCUUCAUUUUCGUUCUUUGUCUCACAUUAUACGUAUUAACUGCUCUUGCCCACAAUUGUUAUAAUGGCAGCAAAGACAUGGAAGAAACUAUACAAGAACAAGAAUUAUGUCAAAAACAGUCUAUACUUGGCGAUUUAUUGAGAAAAAAUCCUUUUGUUAUAGAAAUGCAAUGGUGGGUAUUGGCCGGAAUCACAAUUUUUGAGAUAUUUCGCAAAGUAUAUGGUAUCGCUGGAUAUUCUACGGUGAAACAAUAUCUAACGCAGUCUGAAAAUAUCAUUGAAUGGUUUGUGAUUGUGAGUGUUUUUCUGAUAUCGUAUAUAUACACAAAUAUUACUUAUACAUGGCAAAAUCACGUCGGUGCAUUUGCUGUGCUCGCCGGAUGGACUAAUUUAAUGAUGAUGAUUGGCCAACUACCAGUUUUUGGAACAUAUGUAGCCAUGUAUCAGAAAGUACAGAAAGAAUUCGCUAAACUACUAAUGGCCUAUUCUUGCAUCCUGAUUGGUUUCACAAUAAGCUUCUGCGUCAUAUUUCCUGAUUCGUCAUCAUUCGCUAAUCCGUUUAUGGGUUUUAUAACGGUCCUCACAAUGAUGAUCGGAGAAUUGAACUUGGAUUUACUAUUGAACGAGCCGGAUGGUAACGAUCCGCCUGUACUAUUAGAGUUCUCCGCUCAAAUAACCUAUGUGCUGUUUCUUAUGUUCGUCACUGUGGUACUCAUGAAUUUACUCGUCGGCAUAGCUGUCCAUGAUAUUCAAGGUUUAAGAAAAACAGCAGGUCUUUCCAAACUUGUUCGUCAGACGAAAUUAAUAUCAUACAUGGAACUGGCUCUCUUUAAUGGAUAUCUACCGAAAUGUCUGUUAAAAAUAUUACAUUCGUCAGCACUGGUCUCUCCACAAGCUUAUAGAGUGGUACUAAGUGUCAAACCGUUGAAUCCGAGUGAAAAAAGAUUACCCCGAGACAUAAUGAUGGCGGCCUACGAUAUAGCGAAAAUGAGAAAGCAGUACGGACAUACUAUUUCUUCCAGUGGUUCUACUACAGGAGCGUAUUCAUGUUUCAAAAAGUACGAAAACCACAACGAUUCGGGGUACAGAGAAUACGGCUAUUCAUCAGCAUUAGGAAGUCUACAGGCGAGACUAGACGAGACGUCAGAAAAUGUACGCCAAUUGACUCAGGAAGUGAGGGAAUUAAAGAAGCUAAUAAGUGCCCAGCAGCUCGUGAUACAACAAGCACUGGCCGGCGCGAUGGACAACCGUUGAUGAUAUAAUGGCCGACGGAAUCAUUUAGUUUCAAUGCCAACGGUACACAAGUCAAUAAACUAUAGCGAGCAUGCAUUGUCGAACAUUUGUACUCGUUUAAAACCUAUUGUGGACAGUGGGGACUUAAAAUUCUGCGGUGAUAUUUUUUUGCUUUAUAUUUACAUUAUAUAGAUAUAAAAAAAUAGAUAAGUUUAUAUAUUAUUCGACUAGACGAACAUUAUUCUGUCAAUUAUUGUUUAGUAACGCAGGCCGUACUGAACAUUUAAUUGUAUGCUUAGUUUUAAACAAAUAGGUACUACAUAGUAUUACACACAAUGUAAUGUUUCUUUCUAUUGU
Achroia grisella is the source of this 3283-nucleotide messenger RNA. It is a transcript of the gene wtrw, whose product is annotated as transient receptor potential channel pyrexia. Lineage: Eukaryota; Metazoa; Arthropoda; Insecta; Lepidoptera; Pyralidae. Gene Ontology annotation, cellular component: membrane. The transcript has a single exon. Gene Ontology annotation, molecular function: monoatomic ion channel activity; protein binding. The coding region runs from base 17 to 2947 and encodes 976 amino acids. Gene Ontology annotation, biological process: monoatomic ion transport; transmembrane transport. The record is from RefSeq and is a predicted model, not a curated record.